AUGAAGGCGAUGCGAAGGGCGUUCCCCCGGGACCCGCGCUCGCGCCGGAUCAGCACCGCCGCGACCGGCCCCUUCAACUGGGUGAGGGGGGAGCGGGUGGCCCCGAGCGAUGGGCUGGGGGUGGAGGCGGUGGUGGAGCCGGGGACGGGUCGGGUCAUCGCGGAGGUGCCGGGGUCGGGGGCGAGGGACGUGGACGCGGCGGUGAGGGAGGCGGCGAGGGCGUUCGAGGAGUGGGGGGAGGUGGGUCCGAGGGAACGGGGCCGUCGACUGCUCGGAGUCGCGAGGGUCAUCGAGGAGAAUCUGGAGGACAUUGCGAGGUUGGAGGUGAGGGACACGGGGAAGCCGAUAUGGGAGGCGAGGGUGGACGUGGGGUCGUGUGCGGAUGCGUUUCGGUUCUUCGGGGGGGUCGUGGCGGGUUUCCACGGGAGGCAUGUGCAGUUGGAGGGUGGGUCGUUUGCGGUGGUGAGGAAGGAGCCGUUGGGGGUGAUCGGGGGGAUCGGGGCGUGGAACUUUCCGAUGCAGACGUGUACGUGGAAGGUGGCGCCGGCGUUGGCCGCUGGGAACGCUUUCGUGUAUAAGCCGGCUCAGUGGACUCCGUUGACGGCGGUGACGCUGGGCGAGGCGAUUCGGGAGGCUGGGAUCCCCGAUGGGGUCUACAACGUGGUGCAGGGGGCGGGGGAGACGGGGCGGCUGCUGUGCGAGCACCCGCAGGUGGCGAAGCUCAGCUUCACGGGGUCGGUGCCGACGGGGGUGCGGGUCAUGACGGCCGGGGCCGGGCGGGUCGUGCCGGUCACGCUGGAGCUCGGGGGGAAGAGCCCCCUCGUCGUCUUCCCGGACGCGGAUCUUGAGAGUGCGGUGAAGGGGGCGCUGGUGGGGAAUUUUCUCAGCCAGGGGGAAGUGUGCUCCAACGGCACGAGAGUGUUCGUUCAUUCGUCGAUCAAGAAGCCGUUCUUGGACAUGCUGCUGGGAGCGGUGAGAAAGAUGAAGGUCGGGGAUCCGUUCGAGGAGGACACGGUGGUCGGGGCGACGAUCACGGAGUCGCACGCGAGGAAAGUUCUGAGUUACAUCGAGGAGGCGAGGGGGGAACGGGGGGCGGUGGUCCACGGGGGCGAGAGGGUCCGACUGCCCCCGCCCCACGACGGGGGAUGGUACCUGUCGCCGUGCGUCGUGGAGAACGCGAGGGACGAGAUGCGGUGCGUGCGAGAGGAGAUAUUCGGGUCGGUGCUGAGUCUGCUCGAGUUCGACGACGAGGAGGAGGCGGUGGCGAGGGCGAACGCGACCGAGUUCGGCCUGGCCGGCGCCGUGUUCACGCGCGACAUCCGGCGCGGGCACCGAGUCGCGGCGCGCCUCAAGGCCGGCACGGUCUGGAUCAACACGUUUAACCUCUACCCGACGGAGCUCCCGUUCGGUGGGUUCAAGCGCUCUGGGGUCGGGAGGGAGAACGGGGUGGAUGCCCUCCAUCACUUCUCGCAGACGAAGACGGUGUACGUGGAGAUGGGGGAGGUGCAGUGUGGGCCGCUCUGGAAGGACUGA
Molecule: messenger RNA, 1533 nt
Organism: Darwinula stevensoni
Lineage: Eukaryota; Metazoa; Arthropoda; Ostracoda; Podocopida; Darwinulidae
Source: the annotation of a GenBank genome assembly